Molecule: messenger RNA, 4035 nt
Organism: Syngnathus acus (greater pipefish)
Lineage: Eukaryota; Metazoa; Chordata; Actinopteri; Syngnathiformes; Syngnathidae
Gene: phldb2a
Product: pleckstrin homology-like domain, family B, member 2a
Exons: 17
Coding region: 201-3269 (1022 amino acids)
Biological process (GO): regulation of microtubule cytoskeleton organization
Cellular component (GO): basal cortex
Source: RefSeq, a predicted model, not a curated record
CCUCCUCUCCCCCUCCCCUCUCUGGGGAGGUGGGAAGGGUCUCCUGUCUGAUCCUUUGUCACGGGAAGACUUUGGGGUUUUACUCUGCUGUUGCCUCCGUGCAGGGACGAGAGGAUUUCACCUAGCUCCAUCCAACAGGGAGAGCAACUAUGUCCACAAAGCAAAGCACAGUUGAAUCUUGAAAGACGGAGGUCAGCGAGAUGAGCAGGAUGCUUCCUCAAAGGGCGGCUGUGAGCACGCUCGGCUACAGCUCAGACUGUGUGAAGAUGGAGCCGAGCGGCAGCAGCCCGGUUGGCGGAACCUUCCUCAGGGGCUCCCGCUCUAAGGCGGAGCUGCAGGAUUUGAUGGAGACGCUGCAGCGCAGGAAGAGUGCCCUGGAGGCCAGUCUGAGGGCGGCUGAGUGCAGCCGCAAGUAUUUCAAUACGCCUUCCCCCGGCGGACCCCAGUCCAAACGACCACUCUCCAUCCUCGGAACCAGCGAGCAUCAGCAGUCUUCCUCGAGAAACUUCUCCUAUGUGAGCAGCAGCAGCAUGCCCCCUUCCCCUCGCCAGGGUGAGCGCCAGUUUAGCCCCAACGGCUUGCUCCGUCACCCAAACGCUCGCCACCAAUCGCAAGACAGCCUCUUCCACCCUACGGAUGGAAGUUCUUUCAUCUCCUCUUAUGGAGAACCCAUACCUCGCUCUCCUAGGGUUAAGAGCGGCACAGCUAGCGUGCCCUCAAGCCCUCGACUGGGCCGCAGACUUUACUCACACGGCAAAGCCGUAAGUGACUCCAGGCAGAGGAAAUACUCCACAGGUUCCCUCAACAGUCUGGGCAUGCACAGCCGCUCGCUACCCCGCCUUCACAAUCCAGCCGAUCCUCCCAUUUUAUCUCUGCCGCCUCAUCUACAUCGAGCAGGGCGCUCGGCCGUGGCUCGGCGCAGUCUCUCCUCCCUUGAACAACCACCUGAUGUGACGGUACCAGCCAGUAUGCCCAAUACACCCAGGAGGGCCAGCAUGGCCUCCCUGAGCUCUCUAGGUGUUGAGAUAGAUGGGCCGAACUUGGAUGCGGGCUUUGGAGAGCGGAGGUUAUCUUUUGGGAAAGGCGGGCUGAGUUCAGGUCAAAGAGUGGGUAGCAUCACUUCUUUGAACGGCAAAGAGGAGUUGAGAGACUACCACCAGCACCAGAGAGACGAGAGACUCAGGGAGCAGAAAGUGCACAAGUUGGAAAGUCAGCGGCUGGAGACCAUCAUGACCCUGUGUACGGAGUUUGCACAGGUGGAGCCUGCAGGUUCAGCAGUUUCCGACCUGCAGAAGAUCAAUAAGGAGUUGGAGAAGCUGCAGGUGUCGGACGACGAGUCCGUUUUCUCCGACUCUCCCGGCGGCACGGCGCCGGAAGGCGGUUUUGGCACCAGAGUACGGGAUUUGCUUCUCAGUGACGAGCAGCAGGUCAGCAGUCGUCAGCAAAACGGUUACAGAGAAGUUGGCUCGCCGGCGCUUAGCCUUGGCGGCGGUGCACCCUCACCAUCCAGCAACCACAGAGCUAAGGUGUUGGAGAGUGUGCAGCUGAAGCAGGAAGUAACACAUAUUGAAGAGGAGAGGAUCCAAGUUGUCAACAACAUUGAGGAGCUGGAGCAGAAGAUUAAAGACCUGGACAACCAGAUGGAAGAGUCAGUCAGAGAGAUGGAGGUAGAGUGCGCUUUGCUGGAAGGGGAGCAAGAAUCAGAGAUGGCUCAGAUGCAAAAAGAAAAGGAGCUUUUGGACCAGCUUAAGGAAAAUAUUCAUAGUACUGAAAAGAUUAGCCACACUGAGAAAGCACAGGAAGCAGAGGAGCAAGCAAAAAGCUUGGAGGAAUUGGAGUUUCAAAAAUUGGAGAGAGAGAUUCAGCAAGAUGAGGAAAAGGAAAAUCAGAGUCAGUUACUGAGAGAAAUUGCUGACUGUCAGCGUCUCGCUAUCACGCGCAAGGAGAGACUUGCGACUCUGAAGAAACAGUCCUCGCAGAUUACUUUACAGUCCCAGCAGGAGAGAGAAGACUUCCAGAGGGAAAAAAGCAAUCUGCUCAUCAUGCUGCAGAAGGAGAGAGACAAGCUGGCGUCUUUGGAAGGAAAGUAUGCAGAGCUGUCUGAGAAGCAGGACUUGGCCUAUAGCAACGGGGCCGUCAAAGAGCAUUUGCACUCAGCAAAGGAAAGAAGAAGAAGCGGCAAGGAAAACUCGGCCCAUCUGAGCGACAACACGACGCCGAAGAGGAGCCAGCAGAUCGUCACUCCCUACGGACGAUCUCUGGGACGCACCCUUCCGCCCAAGGCCCAUCUGCCUCUGUCACAAAGCUCCAGCUGUGGCAGCGUCAUCCCGCAAGGGCUCAGCUUUGCCCCCCGAGACCUGAAUGCUCGCCGCCAGCCAAAAACAGGCCACACACAUAUGAAUGACGGCGUACACAGCCGACAAAGAAAAAGUGAUUUUGGUAGUCGGAUGCUCUCUGAGGCCAACGUUUACCUGGACUCUUUGUCCUACCCGGAUAACAGCCAGGCCUCCGACACCGUCAGUGUGGACAGUUCUGACAGCAUGGAGACCAGCUUCUCCGCAUGCUCUCCAGAUAACAUCUCCAGUGCCAGUAUGACCAACAUGGCCAAGCUCGAGGAGAUGGAGCGUUUACUCCGAGAGGCCCAGGUGGAAAAGCUAAGGCUGCUUGAGCACAGGGAACGUGAGAUGGAGAUACGCCGGCAAGCUUUGGAGGAAGAGCGAAGACGGAGGGAGGAACUGGAGAAACGCCUGCAGGAGGAGACCAACCGGAGACAGAAACUUGUGGAGCGGGAAGUGAAGCUCAGGGAGAAACAGAGAUCGCAGUCCCGACUUCUGUCGCGCUACUUACCCAUGAGGAAAGACGAUUUUGAUCUUCAUUGCCAUAUUGAGGCGGCGGGCCACAAUCCAGACGCCUGCUUCCACCUGGGCAUCACGGACAAAACAUGCAGAGGCUUCCUUGUAAAAAUGGGAGGGAAAAUAAAAACCUGGAAGAAGCGCUGGUUUGUUUUUGACCAAAAUCGUAGGACGCUCACUUACUAUGCGGACAAGCAUGAGACCAAGAUGAAAGGAGUCAUUUAUUUCCAAGCAAUAGAGGAGGUGUACUAUGAUCAUUUGAAGAAUGCACACAAAAGUCCCAACCCCUCGUUGACCUUUAGUGUGAAGACUCAUGACCGGGUCUACUACAUGGUGGCCCCGUCUCCCGAGGCCAUGCGUAUCUGGAUGGAUGUUAUUGUGACAGGAGCAGAGGGACACAUGCACUUCAUGGUGUAGCAGACCCUUAAAGGUCUUUUUUUAGGGGGGGGGGUAUUUGCACGAUUCCAAUUCAGCGUGUUUGAAUGUGCACUGUAUUAUAUAUGUGAUGUCUUAGAGACAACUCAUUCGCUAUCUUGUAAUCAAAUAUAAAGAUUCUAUACCAGUCUUGUAAUUAAGCUAUUUAGUUGAUUAUGUACUUGAGCAACAUUCAUCUGUGACAGAACUAGAAUGCCCAACAGUAGAGCGCAGAAACACAGUGCACCAAAUUGUUCCAAAUCCUUUUUGCACAAACAAAUGAAUGCAUAUAGUAAUCUACUUUAAUUGAGCUACAUGUCUGUUUUGAAGGUUGUGCAAGUUCAUAUUAUAUGGAUUUGUGUUGCUAAUUUUCAGUGUUAUAUUACCUCCAGUAUUUGUGAUGCCAGCAAGUCAUUUUUGAAAUAAAUAAUUUGUGGCGUCCUCUAGCGGCAAUAGAAGCUGAUGACAAUUUUUGAUAAGGUCAUUUAUACUUUGAGCUUAAUAUUUCAGUAUUCUUUUUCCACCAGCAGAGGCCCUCAGUGCGAGAUAUUUUGCAAAAGCAUGACGUAAUGCUUUUAUUGUUCUGCUUGAUAGCAGUUAAAAUUUGAUCAACGUGCUCUUGUAUGACUUGUAUAUCACAUUUAUAUAUUUUUAUAUUUCAAUAUACAUUUUUAUAUUUUCAAUAUGAAUGGUUUUGUUAGACAACACGUUUUCUUGUUGCAAUAAUAGGUUUGAACAAAAAAUGAAUAAAAAUGAAUUUUUUUAUGAA